Bombyx mandarina (wild silkworm) is the source of this 2903-nucleotide messenger RNA. It is a transcript of the gene Ip6k, whose product is annotated as Inositol hexakisphosphate kinase. Gene Ontology annotation, molecular function: inositol hexakisphosphate kinase activity. The record is from RefSeq and is a predicted model, not a curated record. Gene Ontology annotation, cellular component: nucleus; cytoplasm. Gene Ontology annotation, biological process: phosphatidylinositol phosphate biosynthetic process; inositol phosphate biosynthetic process. Lineage: Eukaryota; Metazoa; Arthropoda; Insecta; Lepidoptera; Bombycidae.
CUUUCAUAAAUUGGUACAAAAUUUCCAGAAUCUGUAAGACAUAGUUAGCACUCAAAGGAUUAAUGUUCAUGCUUUUUAGGAUCUUCAGAUAUUCAAAAUCGAGUUAUUAUUGUUUUUUAAUGUUAAUUUUUGUGUUUAAAGUAAUAAUUGUCAAAGAAGGCAUACGUUCCUUUUCAUGAAAAGAAAAGCCUGUAUGCUAAUUUUAAUGGUGCCAUCUGUAUUUUUUAAUUUUGUGGAACUUCAUUCUUAGCUUUCAUCAGAUUACAAAAAGGUGCACACCGUACGACUCUACCUGGAGUGCUCGAUUCAGAUAUUCCAUACUCUUCGGGUACUUCGAGCUCCAGACGAUUGAAGGAGGUGGAUAGCGGCGGCGGUGGCUCGGCCGAAGUGAUGGUUUAUUCUCUCGGCUGGGGAAUGGGCGAGCCGGAGCGGCGUAGUGCAGACCGCAAGCGCACGCAGCCGCACACCCUUGUGCACUCGUCUUUAUCCCUUGACGACGGACAUGAGGUCGACGUUCUGCCACUCCACAAUCAGGUGGGAGGGCACACUAGACUCCUGGUACUGAACGACAGUACGGUGAUCAAGCCGCUGAACAUACGCGAAUUGCAUUUCUACCAGAACAUUCCUGAAGAUAUCCAAGGCUUCGUUCCCAGAUAUAAAGGCGUGAUGCAGGCCUCUAACACUGGAACCAACAAAUUGGACAAGCGGUACUCACCAUGUUUUCGGGAGGAGAACGGGCGCAAGCAGUCCCUGGGCGGCAAGCGCAAGCGCGACGACGUGUUCAAAUUCAAAGUUCACAGGAAUGGAAAUGCGAGCGAAGUGCUCAAAAGCAUUGCGCACAUGGACAACUCGAACAAACAAUAUUUCUUGAUGAUGGAGAACAUAACUUCUUCGUAUCGCAAGCCGUGCGUUCUGGACCUAAAGAUGGGCACGCGCCAGCACGGAGACGACGCAUCGGCAGAGAAGCGCAGCAAGCAGAUGGCGAAGUGCGCCGCCAGCACGUCCGGCACGCUCGGGGUGCGGCUGUGCGGCAUGCAGGUGUUCGAGGCGGGCACCGGCGCGUGCGUGCGCCGCGACAAGUACUGGGGCCGCGCGCUCACCGAGGCCGGCCUGCGGGACGCGCUCAGGGACUUCUUCGCGGCCGGCGCGGGGCUGCGGGCGCGCGUCGUGCGCCGCGUGCUGCGGGACCUGGACGCGCUGCGCCGCGCCAUCGCCAAGCAGACCAGCUACCGAUUUUAUUCUUGCUCUCUUUUGAUCGUUUACGAAGGCGACGUGGACGUUCCGACGGUGUCUGGCGGAGAGUACGAUGCGGACGCAUCGAGCAGUUCCACAGAGCACGCGCCCUCGCCCGGACACUUCGAUAUGUCAACAUUACACGACGAGAUAUCUUCAGACUCGCGUGAACCAUUCCGGCCGCACUCUGAGGAGACGAUGAGCGGAUACGAAGAGGGCUCAGCGGGGUCACACUCGCCCCGGCCGCACCCGCCGAGCCCGGACUCUGCAGACAGCUGGAUGGCGUAUUCGUCAGCGAGCAGCGAGUCGUGGCGCGGCGAGGCGGAGGGCGAGGCGUCGGCGGAGGCUAGCGGCAAGCGACCGCGCUGCGAGCGCUGGGCCCCGGAGCCCGAGGAGCGUGUCGACAUCCGCAUGAUCGACUUCGCGCACACGGCGUACGCGGGCGCGGCGGCCGAGUCCCCGCUGGCGACCGCCACGCCGCACCACGGGCCCGACUGCGGCUUCCUGACCGGCAUCGACAGCUUGAAGCGCCUGCUGACAGAGAUCCUGUCUCCGCCGCCGUACAGUUAAUGAGUGGGACGCGCGCCGCGACCUGCCCUCGUCUGUUCCCGGAUUCGGGUCCCCACGCUCUUUCCGCCUUCGGCCGGAGAAGUAUUUCGACUGAAGAUAUUUUACGUAGGCAAUUUAUCCUGGUGAUCGUUGUGUGAUCAUGCUGAGGAUUGUCCCGGCCCGUGAGCCUCGCUCGCCGGCGGGUGUCGUCGGAGGUGCGUUACCGAUCACGUUUGAAUUCGUUUCGCUUGACGCAAUCACGCAGCGAUCGCGUCGCACCUAGUGAAUGUUGGCAACUACAUACUUCGACGACAUUAAAAAUUGAAAUUGGGACCCAGUAGAUAAUUUAAAAAUGUAUUUUUAAGUACUACUGUUAAUUUAUUCCACUGACAUGCUUUUGACUUAUCCUAUAAAUGUGUUCGAUUUCACCAAAAUUGGUUGCUUUCUCUAUUAAUGUUACUGAGCAGACUGGUCACUGCUCAAUGAUACAUGAUAUUUUAAACAUAAUUUAAUUUAACGCAAACUCUCACCGAAUCAUAAUUAAAUAAAAUAGUCAUCCCAGUUAAUUGAAACCAAAGUACUAUAAUUAUACGAACACUUUUAGACAAAUUGAUAUCUUAUAAGGAAUUUAAAGUGCUACCUAAAGAUGAACUAUUUGGUGGACAGCAAAAUUUAAGUUUUAACUAUGUUAAAUAAAUAAAUGACAUAACAGUAUUAUAUAACAUAAUGUAAGAUAUUGCGAGAGUGCGUAUGCCAUUAGUUUGGUUGUUUGAGUUGUGGAAAGCUGGAUUGUGUAGGUUUUCAAUGAACCUUUCUGUUUUGUUGUGUUGUAAAUAUGUAUAAAUAGACGAAACUGUGUCUCUGUACGAGUUGAAAAUUUACAAUGUGGGUCAGUGUAAACGGCUAGUUACGGCACACGGUAUAAUAAAUGUGUUACUAGCGUAAGCCAACAUUCCUUCGUGCUGCAUUCGUCGAUGUUUGUGUCCUUUACUUUUUAUUAGUCUAUUAAAUUUAUAAAAAGUACCUGGUUUAAUUAGGAUGCUAGGUUUUAUUGCAAAUUAUCAUUUACGUCUGUUAUUUUAAAUAACUGUAUGACACUUAUUUUGUUAAAUAAAUUUAAG